CCGAGGAGGACGCGAUUCUUUCUUUGAGAUGGUCGGACGGAGCCUCUCGAUCUGUGAGUUCGCCGCUUUGCUGGAUGCUGCUGGUGGUAUGGUAGACGGUAGACCACUGGGCCGAAUCAACAGAGGCAGAAGGAGCUACAGGCAGAAUCUCACGCACCAUGGACUCGUUGCCAUUCUGAAGAUAAAUGACAUGCAGAAUUCGGAAGAUAGAGCACCGAUGUCCAAAAUCCUUACAACAGCACGUUCAAAUUCUCUAUCUUUACACCAGGAGGACUAUAAAUUUCGGACCAACACAGGGCUCCCUCCAUUCCAUCCACACGAACCAGCCCAAACGCCUACGGCGGCCAUAGCAACCCAACGCAAGAGAUCGAUGGCGUCCUGCAAGCUCGUCGCCCUUCUCUUCGCCUUGGCCGCGGUGGCGUCGGCGACGGCGGUGCAGCCGUCCGAAGCGAGGAUCCAAGGACUCGAGCGCCGCCAAGAUGCCGGGGGAGACCAAAUGCUGCGCCCCUCGACGUUCCACAGCACCGCGCCGCCGCCGAGGUCGCCCGGCGUAGUCCCACUCCCACCCCAGCCCGCCACGGGAAGCGCCCCGCCGCCGCCGCCGCCGCCGCUGACGGAGUGCAUGACGCCGCUGAUCGGCAUGGUGCCGUGUAUGGACUACCUCACCAACCUCACCGUGCUGACGCCCCCGGCCGCGUGCUGCGACGGCCUCAAGGCGGUCAUCCGCGGCGCCCCCAUCUGCCUCUGCCACGGCAUGAACGGCGGCAUGAACAGCCUCAUGCCCCGGCCCAUCGACCCCCUCCGGAUGGUCGUCCUCCCGCUCACCUGCGGCGCCAUGCUUCCGCUCGAGACGCUCCUCUCCUGCAACACGCAACACGUGCCGCCGAUAAUGCCACCGAUGCCGGCGCCGGCGACGGCCGAUGCUCGUGCAGCGUCACCAUGAUCAGGUAGUAUAUAUGUCGGAGAGUAGCAACUAGCAAGAGGAUGCAU
Messenger RNA from Panicum hallii, 990 nucleotides. RefSeq names its product ras-associated and pleckstrin homology domains-containing protein 1-like. The coding region runs from base 29 to 943 and encodes 304 amino acids. NCBI's taxonomy places the organism in Eukaryota, Viridiplantae, Streptophyta, Magnoliopsida, Poales, Poaceae. The transcript is spliced from 4 exons. The record is from RefSeq and is a predicted model, not a curated record.